AAGAAACCUCCAUCGAUGACAUGACCACAUGAAGAUGGACAUGCACCAGGCUCAGAUGACCGAGAGGAUACUGAACCUCACCCUGGAGAUCAUCUACCUGCUGACCGGAGGGAGUUUUCCUCUUCUGAAGUCUGGUGAUCAUGUGACCAUCACAGUGCCCCCAUGUGACUCCCUAAAACCCGAGAGACCCGACAUGGAGAAGGUUCUAGAAGUCACCAAGAAGAUGAUGGAGCUGCUGACGGGAGAGGUGAGCGGUGCCGGGAAUUCUGGAACAUGA
Messenger RNA from Nanorana parkeri, 277 nucleotides. RefSeq names its product gastrula zinc finger protein XlCGF53.1-like. The coding region runs from base 29 to 277 and encodes 82 amino acids. The transcript is spliced from 2 exons. Lineage: Eukaryota; Metazoa; Chordata; Amphibia; Anura; Dicroglossidae. The record is from RefSeq and is a predicted model, not a curated record.